Trichoderma reesei QM6a is the source of this 1371-nucleotide messenger RNA. RefSeq names its product ras small GTPase RAC1 (gene rac1). NCBI's taxonomy places the organism in Eukaryota, Fungi, Ascomycota, Sordariomycetes, Hypocreales, Hypocreaceae. The record is from RefSeq and is a predicted model, not a curated record. The transcript is spliced from 6 exons. Gene Ontology annotation, cellular component: cytoplasmic vesicle; cell cortex; cell projection. Bases 315 to 929 code for a protein of 204 amino acids. Gene Ontology annotation, biological process: regulation of actin cytoskeleton organization; establishment or maintenance of cell polarity; actin filament organization. Gene Ontology annotation, molecular function: protein kinase binding; GTP binding; GTPase activity.
AUUCCAUCUCCGAUUCCCGAUACCCAUUUCCCAGCCCUCCAGUCUCGCGUCUUCCUCUCAUCAACCCCAUUCUUUGUCUUUUUGCCUGUACCCCCUUUCGCCGAUCCCAGAGCCCUUGAUCCUAUUUCUACAUACACUGCGCAAAGCCCAGCCCCUCGCCCAAUCCGCCCUCCACCGACUCGUCGUCUCGAUCCUAAUCAACCCCUCGCACCGCAUCAUCAACAUCAUAAUCACAUCGUCCGAGGCCGAAACUGAACGAUUAGAAGCAAUAGACCGUCAUCAAGCCAGAGCCGAAAAGGAAAACUUGGGACGAAAUGGCGCAAGCUGGAGUGCAAUCGCUGAAGUGUGUCGUGACCGGUGACGGUGCCGUCGGCAAGACCUGUCUUCUCAUCUCGUACACGACCAAUGCUUUCCCCGGAGAGUACAUCCCGACCGUGUUUGACAACUACUCUGCUAGCGUCAUUGUUGAUGGCAAGCCGAUCAGCCUGGGUCUUUGGGACACUGCAGGCCAGGAGGAUUAUGAUAGACUCCGGCCCUUGUCCUACCCCCAGACCGACGUGUUCCUCAUCUGUUUCUCCGUCGUGAGCCCGCCUUCUUACGAUAACGUUGCCGCAAAGUGGCUCCCCGAGAUCACCCACCACUCGUCUGGAACUCCCAUCAUCCUCGUCGGUACCAAGAUCGAUCUUCGCGAUGACCCGGCUACCCGAGCCGCCCUGACCAAGCAACACAUGGAGCCGGUCAAGUACGAGAACGUGCUCAACUACGUCAAGGAGGUCAACAAGACCAACAAAAUCAUCUACAAAUACAUUGAGUGUUCCGCCCUGACUCAGCGCAACCUCAAGAGUGUCUUUGACGAGGCUAUUCGUGCGGUUCUCAACCCCACCCCUCAGGCUUCCAAGGCCAAAAAGUCCAAGUGCUCGAUCCUGUAAAGGAGAUUCUGGCCGUGCCAUCUCGUUUCCCUAUCUGCAGCAUUUUGGGCAGCGAAGGCCUCUGCUAGAUAUUUCCUUCUUCACGGACGACUUACACAAUCUCGAGCCCUCGGCGCCGAACGAUUAUUUUUUUGGGUCACCUUAGAACGGUGUACAUUACAGAAACCCCCUUUUGGGACGCAUUUCGAUGAACUACUAGACCGACCUGGCAUUAAUGGAGAGCGGAGGACAAAGAUGAACGGCGAAAGAGGGUCGGGGCUCUGAAAAAGGAGAUUUUCUUUCUUUUUUUCCUUUAAUGAUUAUGGCUGUCCUGUGUCUUGAGAUUCCCCCCAUUUUCCUGGUACUUGUUGAUAGGGAUGCAGCAAUCCGGAAAAUGACAUUGUUGAGCAGGACGGCAUGGUACCGACGCCAUCUCGAUGGUCCUAGGAAGCUGGAAGACGAA